AUGAGUUCUUCGUCCUCUCGCUCAAAUAACCGACGCCACUCAAUGAAUUCGAUUGAAUCUAGUGUUACUCGAUUGCUAGUUUCUACGAAACAUCUUCUUGAGAGUCUAACUCAAUGGGCGAGACAAGAGGCGGAUGAUAAAUACGUUUCUGAUGCAUAUGUUAAAUUGGGCAAUAACUUUCGAGCUGCAACUAAAGCAUUUACAAAUAGCGGAGUAGACAUCUCAGACCUAGGAGAUGUGCCUCAAGCAUUGAGAAUCAUCUUGGAAGCAGCGUUGAGUGAGGCACCCAGCCAAGAGAAUUUAGAUAGAUUCUUACCCAAUAUCAGGAAUAUUAUUGUUAGCUUGUUGCUGAAUUUAAAAGCAAAACAAGCAAAGGCGGAAGCAAUCGCGAAGUCAAAACGAUUAGUUUCCGAACCCCCUGCUUUUCAUGGAUCUGAUUCCACCACAACGGCAUCUUCGUCUUCAAUACCAGAUCUCGAUUCUGCAACCUCUACUGCAAAGGCAGAGUAUCCAGAUACUCAACCCAACGAUGCCUCUGAUUUUAAGAAAAAUUUGGCCGUGAAUGAUGCGUUAACGCAAUUGCAGAAGGGUAAUGUUCUCCAACGCCGUGCUUCUAAACGUUUCAGUGCAUAUCAGUUUGCGAAGCUAACAAACGUAUCCCAUAACACAGCUUUGCCAAGAUUAACACAAGAGUACACAAGUUCAAAUGAGGAUCAGAAGCUCCCUGAAGAUGACGAAAUAGACGAAAUAGAAAGGCCCAUUAUGUCUAAUGUGGACAUUUCAUUAGUAAAUAUUUUCCUCAAAAUCGGCAGUAAAACUAAAAAAGCUAAAAUUUCAUUGCCAGUUUCCCUUGCUUCCGUCAGACUUCUAUUCGUGGAAAAAUUUGCUUACUCUCCAGGAUCUUCCUCAUUUCCAGAUAUAUAUGUUCAAGAUCCGAACAGUAACAUUUCGUACGAACUCGAGGAUCUUGAAGAUGUUAAAGAUGGUACAUUGCUCAGUCUAAAUGAUCCUGAUUCGCAGGCAUUUCUAAUAAAAGGUCUUGAUUCAAAAGUUCAGUCACUUUCAGCGAAGUUAGACUUGAUGAGCUUGGAAAUUCGCAAUCAGAUUAGAGAAGAAGUUGGAGCUAUAGAAAUUCCGACACCUACUGUUAUUGCAACCCCGGUUUCUGAUAUUUCCAACCAGAAGGAAGUAAAAUCUUUAGACUCAUCUGGAGCAAAGAAGGAAUUGAUUGCAAUUGAACAGGAAUUGAAAUCAAUUAGACAAAUUCAACGCGUCUCAAGUGAUCAAGUAAGGCUGAUUGUCAACGAUCUAGUGCUGGCUUCCAAGGCUGUUCAUGACAAUGUACAGUCACACAAUGAUUCUAACAGAGUAUAUAUGGAUGCUUGUCACUCAAAAUUGUCAGAAGAGUCUGAUAUCUUGUUGACUAAAGUUGAUGACUUGCAGGAUGUAAUGGAAGCCCUAAGAAAGGAUGUUGCUCAGAGAGGUGUUAGAGUAGGUGAAAAACAGCUUAAAUCAACUCAAAAGGAGAUAGAUGACGCAAAAGUUUCGCUUCAGCUGAUGUCAGAAUAUAUUUCUCGAGAAAGAGUAGUAUGGAAAAAGAUAUGGGAAUCAGAACUUGAUAAAGUCUGCGAAGAACAACAGUUUUUUAAUCUACAAGAUGAUUUGACGCAGGAUCUAGAAGAUGAUAUUAGGAAAAUAGAGGAAACAUACAAGUUGAUUGAGAAAUGCUCUUUGGAGCAAAUCAAACAAUCAUCCUCCAAAAGAAAUAGAGUAGCUGCUCAGUUGUAUAUACCUGAGCCUGGAGAGAGCCUUCACAGUAUUAAGGAUGCAGUUCUCAGCGAAGUUGCUGCAUUGAGACCAAAUCACGAAAGCAGAGUCUUGGCCAUUGAGAGAGCUGAAAAAUUAAGAGAAAGAGAGAGGGAAUUAUUGAAGCUAAAUAAAUUUCAAGAAGAACUAGGUGAUUUUGUUGUGGACAACAAACUAAAAAAGUCAGGAGGUAUUGAAGAGUUAGAAAAACAAAGACAGCUUAAGGACAGCGAAAACUUAAAGAGUUCAUUUGGGAUCAUUUAA
Molecule: messenger RNA, 2070 nt
Organism: Scheffersomyces stipitis CBS 6054
Lineage: Eukaryota; Fungi; Ascomycota; Pichiomycetes; Serinales; Debaryomycetaceae
Gene: BUD6
Product: Bud6p
Exons: 1
Coding region: 1-2070 (689 amino acids)
Biological process (GO): establishment of cell polarity
Cellular component (GO): cytoplasm; cell tip
Molecular function (GO): cytoskeletal regulatory protein binding
Source: RefSeq, a predicted model, not a curated record